AUGGGCGUGGGAUUCCUCACGGGAAAAUCAGUACGGCAGCAGGGAAGUGGAAUUGACAACACGAACAAUGUCCAUCAACACGAACCAUUGCGUUCCGAUCGUCCUGCUACCCACAAUAGCAAUCUGGCAGAGCCGCAUACCUCUCGUCCCUGCCGAGCUACACAACACCCAGCAGCUCAGUCAGCGAUGACUAUGCCAAUUCCCCCCGCCGCAAUGUGGCUCAGAAUCAGAACCCGCUCUCGUCAUCAGGAUACGGUUCAGCUACCCUCCGACCGCCGGUCUGAGACUACGUUUAUCAUAUUCUCCGGAUCGGCAGGUCCUCGACGUUACGACAAGCCAUCCCAUCGUCACAGACAUUCUAGCCAUGCAUUAAGUCCCUGCAACGAUAAGAUAGCACCUAUUCUUCACAAACCUGAGUGCCUAGUCUUGAUAAUGCAUAACCAGCUGUUAAAUUGUCAGAUUGGUAUUCGUGGCACCAAGAAUGGCACCUACACCAUCAUGGUCAUUAGGGCCAAGGCAGCUUGGGCCAGAUCCCUUGAGCAUGCGCUUCUCUUCUCUGCUUGGUCGGAAAACGAACUCAUGGUCGAGCUUCGCAAUUCUUCGUCUGGCAGCCAGUGGUUCCGUCGGAUAGUCAACGAGCUGCGUCCAUUCUCAUGAUCGAACCACUUGUGACGAAUGAACCCCAAUCUUCGUCUCGCUCAUACGACCUUCAACCGCCCCUUUCACUACACCUAACCCAAGGAAGUUCUCGCAUUGGUACCCUUUGGGCAUCACUCGCCUCACAUUCGGGUAGCACUAGAGAUUACCCAAAUGUUCAAGUACGGCACGGUGGUUAGUACUCCGGCGGCUAUGUAACUAUGCGGCGCCAGGUCUCCGAUUGCGGCCGCUUAAUCCCGGGACCGAGUGCACCCUUACCACAUAUACCCGCACAUGUGUUUUAGCAGCUCAAGCAAGCGCUUACACAGCGGUAGGUUUUGGCAGAUGAUGGGUAUAAGGCUCUGGCUCUGAGGCUAUGGCUUAGCUUGAUUUCUAAGCAAUAACAAACACUCGUGCGGCGGACAAAAUUUGCCUCACAUGCUCGUUCUUCCGCAUGACUCUCAUG
Messenger RNA from Neurospora crassa OR74A, 1102 nucleotides. RefSeq lists its product as hypothetical. The record is from RefSeq and is a predicted model, not a curated record. Lineage: Eukaryota; Fungi; Ascomycota; Sordariomycetes; Sordariales; Sordariaceae. The coding region runs from base 1 to 657 and encodes 218 amino acids. The transcript is spliced from 3 exons.